AUGCCUUUCGAGCUUCCCGAACUGUACAUCAACCCCCAGUUCUCCUGGGGUCCUCCCGAGGAGGAGAUGCAGCUGGACGACGGCUCCCCAUUCGAGCUCUACUCCAAGGCGGACCCGCUGGAGGCGCUAGACUGGUUUACCUACAAGAGAGAGGCGGAUGUGAGCGACAGCAAUAGCGAUGGCGAGGUGGUGGCGACCAACAAGCGCAAGGCAUUCAAGCAGGUCGAGGACAACGCCCGUCUCAACGCUCUGCGCACGGAGCGCGAGAAGACAGUCAUGUUCAACCCGCGCAACAACGGCCCGCACAACGCAAAGGCGGUGGCUGGCAAGAAGGGUAAGGACAACCGCAACACCAACCAGCGCCGCAACCGCCGCAAGGUGACGGAGCUGGCGAACACCUACAACGCCUCGGCGAUGGCAGUAGUGCAGCACGUGAUGAAGCAAACAGACAUGACGAAGCUCCGCAUGACCGCGCUGCCGAAGGUAAUUGAAGUCGGCCUCUACGGUACCCCACCGAUCUACAACACCGGCAUCGAGGCGGCCACGUGUGCCCGCCCGCUACCGCUCGACGAGUCCAAGUACGAGGAGGACUACUUCAUGCGUGGCCUCACCACGGAGGAUCCGGAGCUGCGCAAGAUCAUGGGCGAGGUGCAGCGCCACCCGCUCGUGGUCGUCACGGAUGAAAUUCUGUCGCUGCUGAUGGUGUGCACCCGCUCCUCUUACCCAUGGCACAUACGCGUGCUCAACUACAACAACAUCUGGAUCCUCGUCAAAGGCGAGGACAGCAACAUCGACAAGCAGUGGGUGAGCGAGACGGCUGGGCAUGAGAUCCGGCCGUCCGAGGGCGCCGACAACCGCGCCGAGCGCAUUUCUUCUCUGGGCGAGGAGUCGACAAAGGUGUACAACUGCUUUGCGCGUGCAGCGUGCGCGAAGAGCUUUGCACAAGUCAAGACGAGCCGCAGUCCCUUCACCCGUAAGCAGCCGCGCAUGUACAGCUACCGCCGCUACAUCCUGCACGACGGCACACCGGACCGCUACGACAUCGUGGUGCGUUGCGAAGUGGAUGCACUGAUGCCGCGCACGAACGACCGAAUCCGCUGCUUCGCGCUGCUGGAACAGUGUGUCGUGAGCGAGAAGGACUCCUCGUGGCGCCGCGAGGGACUUCUGAAGAACGCUGCCUCUUUCCUGCCCAUCGAGUACGCGCACAACGGCUGCAAGAUCGCGCGCUGGACGGCGCUGUCGCUGCUGUCGGACGCGAAGCUGAUGAAGAUCGGCUUCGUGUCGUGCGAGGAGAAAAUGGAGAAGGGACAGCGCGUGUUCGAUCAUAAGCAGCACGAGGUGCUCUCCGUGCAGACCUACUCGCCCGCGUCGCUUGCCACGCAGUUCGGUAUUGACGUGUCGAACAUGUGGGCCAUUGUGGACUACAUCAUGCGCCCCUUCAUCGAGGGUCACUCGAUCUGCCCAUCGAUCCUCAUGAAGCCCGGUGACAAGUCCGAGCUGAUCGUCGUCGAGGAGGAGGACGACGAUGAUGACAGCGACGAGGAUGACUCGGAGGAGGACGGCGACGACGGUGAUGACAAGGAAGACGAGUAG
Leishmania braziliensis MHOM/BR/75/M2904 is the source of this 1593-nucleotide messenger RNA. Its product is annotated as eukaryotic translation initiation factor 3 subunit 7-like protein. The record is from RefSeq and is a predicted model, not a curated record. The coding region runs from base 1 to 1593 and encodes 530 amino acids. Gene Ontology annotation, biological process: translational initiation. Lineage: Eukaryota; Euglenozoa; Kinetoplastea; Trypanosomatida; Trypanosomatidae. Gene Ontology annotation, molecular function: translation initiation factor activity. The transcript has a single exon. Gene Ontology annotation, cellular component: eukaryotic translation initiation factor 3 complex; cytoplasm.